CCACACACACACACGCGUCUGGGGUGGACAGGAGUUCAUAGCCGCUGGGCUCUCACACACGCAGACUCAUCCCAGGGCUCCUCAUCACCUUCAUCAGGUUGUAAUGCAGCUGAAAAACAGCAGCCCCGUGGCUACGGAGAAACGCAUGGACCUGGCCUCGCUCUUCUGCGUGAUCGGUCGACAUGGUCCUGCCGUGGCCGUGGCUGUGUUCGCGAUGGUGUCGGUGCUGGCGGGUUUCAUCAUUUACCGGAACGUGAAGGGGAAGCGGAGGAAGGCCGCGACUGGAGCCGCUGACGGUGACAGCAGGAGCCCUGGAACGCUGACAGACGCGACGUUGCUGCAGUCGGAGGAAUCACGGAGCCGCGUGGAGUCAACAGAUGUGAGUGACGAAGACCUGUCAAUCAAGGAGGAUGCUGAUGUAACUCUAAGUCUUAAACUCAGAAAUCGCCGUGCUGCUGCAGAAAGGAAACCUUAUAGUCCUCUUAAAAAGGAUUCUGAACCAGAUGAUGGACAGCUCAGGUCACUUAUGCAGGACUCUUACAUUAUGCAAAAUAAUACUUGUACAGCAGAGAAUGUGGAUGUAGAGGGUGACGUUUGCCAGGAUGUAACAGAAGACUCUGUGAAGGCUGCAAAGGAGGACCAUGAUGACUGCUUGAAACCUGCAGUGAUUUGUGAGAGCCAUAAAGAAAAGGUGCUAAUGCCAGAGGAUGUUGAGAAGGUGACUACAGAGGAGGUUGUCUUGGGUCAAAUAAGUCAUGAGGGGAAAACUUUUCCAUCUUUAGAUAGCCCAGCUUGUUCUGAAGAAAAUGCUACAAUGACUGAAACCCAAGAUGGACUAGAGGGUAAAGUUGUCACAUCGGAAACAACGGAGUCCUACAUGGAAGAGCCUAUUGGUCACACAGAUGCAGACAUUGGAGAGGAGAAUCACCACCCAGAUCAUACUGAUGUCUCUAAAGAUGGCACCAACUUUCUGCUUCUGGAGAAAGAAAUGAAAAUUGAGGCACAAGAGGAGCGAUUAGAUGACCAACUGGCUGCUUCACAACAGGAGAUUGGGUUGUCAUUUCAACAAACAUCUCUGCCAUCUCAGCAGGACAACAGUGAGAAUGUGAUGGAUGAGAUGCCGUCGAUCCAGGUUGGCAACAGGCAACAACUGGAACCUGAAAAUGAUCCUACUUGUGAUCAGGAGAUGCUGUCCAAUUGUCCAGAACAUAGAAACAUUCAGGGUGAGAAUAAUGAAGCAACCACAUCUAUGAUGCCUAAUGAAGAAAGUGUGGAGCAGCAUGUGUUCUCCUCCAUCAGAGACCCUGAUGCUGCUGUCUGUGCAAAGGCUAGUCUUACUGCAGCUGUAACAUCUGCAGAAAUGCCUCAUCCUAAGGUGUUUUCAUUUCAAGACCAAAAAAGUGACCAAACACACAAUCCUGUUCUUCCUGAGGUUACUGCUGCUCCAACCCCUGACAUGACUGAGAGCAUGAAACCACCCAUUUCUCAAAUUCCAUUGCUAUCUUUUGACCAGAUUGAGCUUGCUUGGUCUUCCUCUGGUGCCGGUGAGGAGAGCGGGAUCUCAAGUAUGACAGUCAGCCCUGCUUUGCAAGAUGCUGAAAUUGAGUGUGACAUAACCCCUGAGAAUGUGACGCAGUUGAUAAUGGCUCAGUGUCCGGAGUCUGAAGAACAAACUGAGGAUCAGAUCCAAUUCUUUGUCCAUGAUGAAGCCAUGUCUGUUAAUAAAAUUGUAGCAGUUACACCUGAAUCAAUGUUUCUUUCACAGAAACAUGACGGUGAGGAAAUGGACAAGUUUUCGACAGGUAAUAAAGACAUGUUUGGUCAUGAGGAUGUUUACCAUGGAGCCACGAGCCAGUCCGCAGUUCAGGUUUCUGAGCUAAAAAAGGAGACGGAUAUCAAAGUAGAAGUUGUAGAAAGCAAGGACAAUGAAAAGACGGAAAUCAGUAUCAUGGCAGCAACUAUGGACAAUAAUGAGUGGAUCACAGAUGGUAACUAUCAAAUUCUUCCCUGGAUGAACCUGUCUGUUCCAUCUCUUGCUCAAAACGCACAAACUGACCCACUGUCUUCUAAAGAACACCACAACCUUCCUCCUGUAGCUGAGAGUCAAAAUGCAGACAACCCACGUUCCACUCUGAUCAAACAAACUCUUCUUCCCCUCAUCGACGAAAACGCAGAAAAUGACAAAAAGGUCGUGGCUGUCCAGCCAAUGCCCCAAAAUGUCAACGUGACCUUCUGCACUCAUUACCUCACACAGUCGCCAUACCAGAAAGUGGCUAUCACUGGGAACCAGCAGGAGCUGGGGAACUGGAAGGAAUUCAUACCUCUGGAAAAAGACAAGGACGGGCACUGGGCCACCAUGGUCAGCCUGCCUGCAGAGAGCCAUGUGGAGUGGAAGUUUGUCGUGUUAGACAAGGGGGAGGUGUGCCGCUGGGAGGAGUGUGGCAACCGCCUCCUGGAUACAGGCUAUGGAGAUGAUUUGCUUGUGCACAAAUGGUGGGGGUUCUUGUAAGAAGAUUGAAUGGUAGGUGCAAUAAGUUCUGGGACUUUAUCGGACCAGAUAGUCACGUUCAUUUGCUUCUGUUUUCAGUUUUUUUUUGUUUUUUUUUUUGUGGGUUAAAAAACACAAGGUUUAGUGUGUUUGGGAUGAAUCUGGUUGAGAAAUGUUCUGCAUGUGACCAUAACCUGUCAUUUUAACAAAUCAACUUUUCUUACCAAAUCAAUUUUGUCAAAAUGGUCCCAAUUCUUCAGGAAAGGGUAAUUUUUUUUUUUUUUUUUUUGUUUUUUUGUUUUGUUUGGGGGUGUGUGUAAAAGAUGGGUUGUAGAAUAAGCUUAAAAAAAUAAUUUAAAUAGAUUUUUAAACUUUUCUAAUGUCACUGAAAUCAUUUUGAGUCUUUAAUAUUUCAUAGUAAAAUCACUUUUUGGGGUCACUAUCACAUUUAACCAGAUCUAGCCUGGAUUAAACUUAAAAAAAAAAAAAAAGAAAAAAAAAAAAAAAAACAGCCCUGCAGAGAUGACUUGAUAGCCAGUGACUUGGUGGAGCUGAUAGAACUAAAAAGACAUUUGCAUUUUUUUUUUUUUUCCUCUUAUAUCUACAAUUAUGCAAACUACACCUUCAUAAACAAUUUGAUGCAAGUGUUUGACUUCAUUAUACUGUCCAUAUGCUGCUUGAAUACCCCAGUCUGAGUAUUAAUUGCACAUGGUUCACUUUUACUACAGCAAUAAUUAAAGCAAUAAUCGUUCUGUAUAAUGUAUGUUACAUCAGGUACUUUUGUGUUUACCACUAAACUGUGAUGUUACUGAUGCUGCUUCUGUUGUAUGGGACUUUGCAUGCAAGACUGUCCCUCUGUUCUAUAAAUGUGCCUUUUUAACUGAUUUUCUAUGUGUUAUGUAAUGCAUAGUUUGUUGGCCAUUGUCUUGUCACAACUUUAAUGAAUUGGUGUAAUAUUUGUGUGGCCUUUUAGUCAUUUGUGAUAAUGCUACUUGUGAAUGUAAUGUAGAUGGUUACUGAAUAAACUAACUAAAUCUGUAA
This is a messenger RNA of Melanotaenia boesemani (Boeseman's rainbowfish), 3529 nucleotides long. RefSeq names its product starch binding domain 1 (gene stbd1). Gene Ontology annotation, cellular component: membrane. The record is from RefSeq and is a predicted model, not a curated record. Bases 104 to 2509 code for a protein of 801 amino acids. Gene Ontology annotation, molecular function: starch binding. NCBI's taxonomy places the organism in Eukaryota, Metazoa, Chordata, Actinopteri, Atheriniformes, Melanotaeniidae. The transcript has 3 exons.